AUGGAACUCAACUCGAGUGCGUGCGAGACCACCGCUACCCUGAAGCUAGGCUGUGAUGCCAGCAGUGCCCGUAAUCACACGGUUGAGGAGCUGGUUGCGCGGGACCAGCACGCGGUGAUAGUGACCUACUGGGUGCUUAUGACGCUCGGCGGUCUCGGCAAUCUCGCCGUUCUGACGAGCCUGGCGAGAACGCGACGCCGCAAGUCCAGGGUCGACUUGCUGAUGACCCACCUCGCGGUGGCAGACAUCUCCGUCACCUGCGGCGUUAUUCCACUCGAGAUCGGCUGGAAGUACACGAACGAGUGGUUGGCGGGAAACGCUCUAUGUAAAAUACUGCUUGUGAUGCGUGCCUUCGGCCUGUACUUGUCCUCCAACGUGCUGGUCUGCAUAUCGCUCGACAGAUUCUUCGCCGUGCUAUAUCCGCUGAAACUGCGUGCGGCGCGCAAACGCAGCAAGCACAUGCUAUUCUGCGCGUGGAUUAUGGCGCUGGCCUGCAGCUUGCCGCAGAGCGUGGUGUUCCGAGUCCUGGAGCACCCACAAGUGGCCGGUUUCGAGCAGUGCGUGUCGUUCGGCGCGUUCACGAGCGCCGCUAUGGAGGUGGCCUACAACGUGGCGUGCCUCUGCGGCAUGUACUUCGUGCCACUUUGCGUCAUCUCCACCUGCUACGUCUGCAUCUUCUGCAGGAUACGCUACUGCAGCAAAGAAUUCGAAGGCAAUUGCUCCCAUGGAAAUGGCGGUACCGGUGCUGGUGAUAGUGGAGGUGGGGCCAGGGGCUGUGGCAAAAGUGACGGCAUACCGUGUGUUCACCUGCGUCGCUCUGAUCAUCGGCUUCUAGAGCGCGCGCGUCGUCGAACGCUACGAAUGACCGUCGUGAUUGUCACAGUGUUCGCACUCUGCUGGCUGCCUUAUGCCGUCAUGGCCAUGUGGUACAUGAUAGACCGGAGCUCGGCAUCCCAAGUCUCGUCACAAGUUCAGGAUCUGCUGUUCGCGAUGGCUGUCUCUAACUCCUGCAUGAAUCCACUGGUUUACGGCACGUAUGCGUUGCGGUCUAACGACAGCUUACGGAAGCUACUUAAGAAGACAUGCUGUUGGCCUACAAAAUCCAUUAACACAAAAGGAAAUACAGGUUUGACGUCGCAUAAAUACGAAAUGCGUAAUAUCGGCAAUCCUGUAAUAAUAUCUAAGAGUCGUAGUGUUAAACAAAGACACAACAAAGACACAUACAAUCAUGAAGAAUUAAUAUUGAACUAUAGUUUUAAUUUAAAUAUAACUAUGUGUUUUGCUGUUGGCAUACCUAAUAAAGAAAAAGAAAGAUGGACCCUACAACCCUACGAGCGUAAGGUGAACCGCCAGCGCAGACAAAUACUAAGCGACUUGAGUUCACGUGCCGCGUUCGUGCAGCCCGGCGGUCAGCAUCCUCGGCUGGUGCGGUUCGCGGAGACCCCGAUGACGUCACAGCGCCUGGCGGAGACCCAGGCCCGCAGGGGGCCCGCC
Molecule: messenger RNA, 1494 nt
Organism: Iphiclides podalirius (scarce swallowtail)
Lineage: Eukaryota; Metazoa; Arthropoda; Insecta; Lepidoptera; Papilionidae
Source: the annotation of a GenBank genome assembly